Messenger RNA from Asterias rubens (European starfish), 2920 nucleotides. Its product is annotated as ras-related protein M-Ras-like. The transcript has 7 exons. The record is from RefSeq and is a predicted model, not a curated record. Gene Ontology annotation, molecular function: GTP binding; GTPase activity; GDP binding. Gene Ontology annotation, cellular component: plasma membrane. Gene Ontology annotation, biological process: signal transduction. NCBI's taxonomy places the organism in Eukaryota, Metazoa, Echinodermata, Asteroidea, Forcipulatida, Asteriidae. Bases 1278 to 1889 code for a protein of 203 amino acids.
AAUGGGUUGGUCAAAAAAAGGUUCAUUCUUGCAUGUGAAAUUAUUUUGUUAAAAAGAAAUUCUUAUUUCAGCAUGUCCUGAAAUGCCCGUAGUGUAAUUGGUCGAGCUGUGGAAGAGGCAUCUCUUUGGUUCAGUGAUCCUGUGGUAAAUGGAGCUCUUUCAGUAUUACCUGUAUGAACCAACAGAUGGUUGAUUCAGAGGAACAUGUUCAGUCACUUGUGGUGACCACCGACAAAUGUAACAGGAGCCCGCAGUACCUGUGAACACCGGAUGUCUUUGCAGACACACAGAAAGGCUUUUCUCUUCUUCUGAAAAUCAUCCCAUAUUGACUUGAAGAGAUUGACGGGGGCUUAAGGGUCUACCAAGCUGCUUACACCGGGAAAUUUUCAUUUGGAAUUGAGCCGCAUAAGGUUAAGCCGGACUUUCUUCAGAGUUUCUUUUUUUCAUUUACCUAAUGGAAUGAAGUGUACCAGGCGCAACAGCGCAACCGUCCCGACGUUUGGCGGAUCACCGUCAAAAUGCAAUUAAUUAUCCCACGUCCACAGGAGAGUCUUGUAGUUGUACGUCGGCGACUACCUUGCUGCAGGCUUGCAUAAUCAUCCAGAUUUUCUAGCUCUAGCCCCCACCGCGCUCUCCCCUACUCUUCUCCCAAUUUCCAUCGAGGUAAACAAAAACUGACUACUUGUAGAGAGCUGUUGUUAUCGAUAACGAGUCCGAUGCAAACGUCAAGUCCUAGUGUGACCAGUAAACGGACAUCUCAACACUCUGAUAGAUCAAUUUUCAACUUGGACUCCGUUUCUUCUCCUCGCUGAAGGUGAUUUCACUUCUUUUAAAAGAAAGAAAAAAAAUAAUAAAUCAUUUUAUUGAACGCCGUCUGUACUUUUUUCUCGUGGGCAAUUUUUUGAACAAAUUUUGAAUCCAUCCAAUCAUUCUAAUCCCUGCUUUUGGGAACUUGAGGAUAUACUUUCUUGUAUCAUCUGUCGGCUGUUUGCUUAGACUACAAGGCGUCUGUGGAGAUUAUGUCCUUUUCAUCAUUCAGUGUAUUAAAGCGGCCCUCACAACACAACUCAAAACCAUCCAAACUGGUAAAUAUCCGUCUGUGAACACAGGACACGACUUAAUUCAACCCAGGAGGGGGAAAUAAGACAGAAUAAUUCAUCAUAUGUUAAUUAGUUCCAUCACAAACUGUACAAGACACCAGCGUUCGACUCUCUGCUACAUUUCGUCUUCUUUUUAAAGCAAGUUGCUGACUGUGACACACAGAGAAACCUUCCAAGAUGUCAAACCCCCUUCAAGACAUUUCUAGGGACAAUCUGACGACGUAUAAGCUGAUCGUCGUGGGGGAUGGCGGCGUUGGAAAGAGCGCUAUCACGAUUCAGUUCUUCCAGAAGAUGUUUGUAGUCGAUUACGACCCCACCAUAGAGGACUCUUACAUACAGCACACGGAAAUCGACGGGGAAUGGUGCAUCCUGGAUGUUCUGGACACCGCAGGGCAGGAGGAAUUCAGUGCCAUGAGAGAGCAGUAUAUGAGAAAAGGAGAUGGCUUUCUGAUUGUCUACUCCGUCAUCGACAGAGCCAGUUAUGAAAACACUAGGUCCUUUUACACACAGAUACUCAGAGUUAAAGAUAGAGAUGCCUACCCAAUGAUUCUCGUCGCCAACAAAGUAGACUUGGUUCAUCAACGGAAAGUAACCGAGGAGGACGGCAAGGCUCUAGCUGCCGAGCUUGGGAAGAUUUCCUACAUAGAAACGAGUGCUAAAGACCCACCUCAAAAUAUCGACAGGGCAUUCCAUGAAGUCGUCAGGGUAAUCAGGCGACAGCCAGUUGACCGUGCAGCCAAGCGCCGGAGCAAACGAAAGAACAAACAGCAAAAGUGUUCCAUCUUGUGAUCAGAAAAAAACAGGUCAAAACAGUCCUAAGUUACUACGGAAAUCGUUCAACACAAGAGCAGACUAAGGUUUUUCCCCUUAAGUAAAGCUCAAAAUCAGUGUUUUUUUUUAUCGUUACGUAUUCACGAGUGCCUGCUAUGAAGAAAAAAAACGCAAGCUGCAAUCGAUUUUUGUUUUCUCAAAAUCAUGAGCAUAGUAUCGUAAAUUACAAACUUUUUGCUUUCUCUCCAAAAUAUAAUCUUACAACUUCUUGUAAUAGUCUGGACAUAAAUACAGACAUUUUAACCAUUGAGUCUAUUCACAUCUAGCCAUCAAUUAUAAAUCUUGAAUGCGCCAUAUUCAAAGGCAGACUCCUUGUGUGUGACUGAGCAGUGCGCACAGUCACAAUGCGCUUUAAUGUAGCACUACAAGUGUAUUUUACACAUUCACAAUGCCAUCAGAGGUGAAAAUAUAACCUGGUUUAGUCCUCUAGUGUAAUUGUUCAUCACUUUAAAAAAAGCACAGCAUCAUGUCAGGCUAGGGGGAAACUUUGAAUACAUUUAAUAGAUGUUUAAAAAAAAUUGUUUUACCCAUAUACACCGAUGUGUGUAGCACUGUAUACUCAAUACAUUCAAAAAACCUUGAUUUCUGGAUCAAUUAUAAGCGUACAUGUAGCAAAAACAAGCAGGGCUGCAAAAAAACAUUACUUUUUUCUUAUCCCUUAUAAAAAAUUAAUAAUUACCAGUUUUUCUACAAGUGUCUGAAAGCUGUUAUUAUUAUUUUUUUUUUGAGACAGAUUUUUGAACUAUGAGAUACGUUUUUGUGGCACCUUAUUUCUUCUUCUUCCUUGGUUAGUACAUACCACCAAUGGUAUAUUACGUACUGGGAUUUUAAAGUAUUUACAAAGUUUUGCGGUAGUGGUGCAUUCAGCGGCCACUGCCAGAAACACUGGGGCAAACCCCAUCUGUUAGCCACAGGGGUCCUUUUUACAUCUACACAUAAGACCUACAGACCUUUUACACAACUCCCUUGCUGCUAUUCAGCGAUGAAGA